CUAAUUAUUAUUCAGGCAUUUUAAAUAAUUAAUAAAAAAUAGUAAAAUUAAAGAAAUUAUGUAUUUGUCGGUUAUAAAGAUAUUGUUAUUAUCAUUGGUGAUAUAUUGUGUGAGAGCUGACAUUGAAGACCAUAGCGAUGAGUUGGAGGAUGUGAUCAUUAAGGAACACAAUGCACUUCGAAAGUUUCAUAGAGUUUCUCCAUUAGAAAAAAUUACUGAUAAUCAAUACACCAGAAAUCGUUGUAAAGCUAAAGUGGGACAUCCAUUAUCAUUUUCACCGCCCGGUGCUGAUCCUAAAUAUGGAGAAAAUGUCUAUCGAAUGAAUGGCAAAGAUUUGGAUUAUAAAAAGGUGGCCGAUUUGGUAGUGUUAUCAUGGAGUAAAUCGAAAAAGACAUACAACUGGAAAGAUUUAAACCCAAAGUCAACAUAUUUUAGUUUUACACAAAUGAUUUGGAAAGACACCAAAAAGAUUACAUGUGCCAUAUGUGGCCAAAAAACUGAUAAAAUAGAGGCAACAAUUGUGUGCAACUAUUUACCCCCCGGUAAUGUCAAAAAACAAUACAAGGAAAACGUUUUUGAAUCGAUGGGUAAGACUGCAUAUGAAAUCGAGAAAUCGUUUAUUCAAGAAGACUAUGACUAUUAUAGUAAAGGAGAAGUUAUUAGCAAAGGUUAAGUAUAUUAUUAUGACUUCCAAUAGUCAUACAGUCUAUUAUAUAGAGUCAUACUGUAUUAAACCAAAUGUAUAAUAAUUAGAUUACUAUU
This is a messenger RNA of Oppia nitens, 762 nucleotides long. RefSeq names its product Golgi-associated plant pathogenesis-related protein 1-like. The record is from RefSeq and is a predicted model, not a curated record. The coding region runs from base 59 to 673 and encodes 204 amino acids. The transcript is spliced from 4 exons. Lineage: Eukaryota; Metazoa; Arthropoda; Arachnida; Sarcoptiformes; Oppiidae.